Messenger RNA from Manduca sexta (tobacco hornworm), 2910 nucleotides. RefSeq names its product phosphoenolpyruvate carboxykinase [GTP]. The record is from RefSeq and is a predicted model, not a curated record. The transcript is spliced from 14 exons. Gene Ontology annotation, cellular component: cytosol. Gene Ontology annotation, molecular function: GTP binding; phosphoenolpyruvate carboxykinase (GTP) activity; manganese ion binding. Lineage: Eukaryota; Metazoa; Arthropoda; Insecta; Lepidoptera; Sphingidae. Gene Ontology annotation, biological process: cellular response to dexamethasone stimulus; response to starvation; gluconeogenesis. The coding region runs from base 270 to 2171 and encodes 633 amino acids.
AUGACGUCCAAUCGAUACAUCUAAAUCUUAAGCGGUGUGCAUAGAAACCUUGACCCAUCAAAAUGUCGCUCUCUUUGGCAUCAUCGCAAAUCUAAAAUCCGUAUCGGCGUCCACCCUUUGUAGAACAGUGCACGAUUGCCACCAACCGUCACUGCACGUCUUUGUAAAUAAAUCGGUCGCCACGAGCCGCUAAACACAACGAGUUUUCACCGCGUGCCAGCUGUUUUUAGAUCACAAGUUGAAGAAAAGUUAGUAGUCAUUGCUCCAAAAUGGUGUUCUUCUUCAAAAACGUUACAAAGAGAUGUGCACAAGUAGCUCUCGGGUGCAGCCGCGCCGUCCACCAGCCGGCCGUACGCGGUGUCGCUAAACCCAACCUCCAGCUCGCAACUCUGACGCCCAAGGUCCGUGCGUUUGUUGAGCGCAGUGCCGCCCUCUGCCAGCCGGACCACGUCCAUGUAUGUGAUGGAUCGGAUGCUGAGGCCAGCGCUCUGUUGCGUAUGAUGCAACAACAGGGAACCGUGAAGCCGCUGCCGAAGUAUGAGAACUGUUGGUUAACCCGCACGGACCCAGCCGACGUUGCUCGCGUGGAGUCGCGCACCUUCAUCUGCGCAGACCAGGAGAAGGAGGUGGUGCCAGCAGCCAGGGCUGGUCAGAAAUCAGCCCUCGGCAACUACAUCUCACCUCCCGACUACGAGAAGGCAGUCGUUGAUAGGUUCCCGGGAUGUAUGCGAGGUCGCACUAUGUAUGUCAUUCCUUUCUCCAUGGGACCAGUCGGUUCGCCGCUGUCCAAAAUUGGAGUGGAGGUUACUGACUCUCCUUACGUGGUGUACUCUAUGCGAGUGAUGACCAGAAUCGGUGCCAAGGUUCUUGAAGUCCUGCGCCAAGACGAGCAGUUCGUACGCUGCCUGCACUCCGUGGGUGUUGGUGGAGGUACUCCAGGCUGGCCCUGUGACCCUCGCGGCACCAUCAUCUUGCACCGCCCAGCUGACAACGAAAUCAUCAGCUAUGGCAGCGGCUAUGGCGGCAACAGCCUGUUGGGCAAGAAGUGCUUCGCCCUUCGUCUGGGGUCCGUCAUCGCGCGCCGGGAAGGAUGGCUGGCUGAGCAUAUGCUGAUUGUGGGUAUAACAGACCCUCAAGGCAAGAAGCGGUACAUCGCAGCUGCGUUCCCGUCUGCCUGCGGGAAGACGAACCUGGCCAUGAUGACGCCCACACUCCCGGGGUACAAGGUGGAGUGCGUCGGAGACGACAUCGCUUGGAUGAAGUUCGAUAAGAACGGAGUGCUGAGGGCCAUCAACCCGGAGAAUGGAUUCUUCGGUGUUGCUCCUGGUACCUCAGCAUCAACCAACCCGAUAGCAAUGGCAACAGUAUUCAAAAACACGGUAUUCACGAACGUAGCUGAGACUGGGGAUGGUGGUGUUUGGUGGGAAGGCAUGGGUCCCGCUCCCGAAAACGUUACCGACUGGAAAGGACAGCCCUGGGACUCCAGCAAGAAGACGCCAGCCGCGCAUCCUAACUCUAGGUUCUGCACCCCGGCCGAACAAUGCCCGAUCAUCGACAGCGAGUGGGAGAGUUCAGAGGGAGUGCCGAUCUCCGCCAUCCUCCUCGGAGGCAGGAGGCCCAGUGGAGUGCCUCUCGUGGUGGAGUCCAGGGACUGGCAACAUGGUGUGUUCAUGGGAGCGUCCAUGCGCUCUGAAGCCACUGCCGCUGCUGAACAUAGUGGCAAGAUGGUGAUGCACGACCCGUUCGCGAUGCGUCCGUUCUUCGGGUACAACUUCGGCGAGUACCUGAAGCACUGGCUGUCGAUGCCGCAGCCGGGCCGCAAGAUGCCCAAGAUCUUCCACGUCAACUGGUUCAGGAAGGAUGACCAGGGUAAAUUCCUCUGGCCCGGUUUUGGCGAGAACUCCCGCGUCCUGGACUGGAUCCUGCGCCGCUGCGACGACGAGCCGUGCCACACCGAAACUCCCUUGGGCUACGUGCCGAGCGACGGCGCUCUCAACACCAAGGACCUUGGCAAGAUUAACAUGCAGUCCCUGUUCAGUAUUCCCAAGGACUUCUGGAUGCAGGAGGUUGACGCGAUCGAAAAAUACUUCAAGGAAGAAGUUGGAGAAGAUUUACCCGCCGAAAUGUGGCAAGAACUGAACAAGCUAAAGAAAAACAUUCAGCAAUCCUAAAUAACCAAAGAUACCACUCGUUAAAUAUGCGAUGGAUGUUGCCGGCUAGUCCGAGAAUUCAAUUUUAAUUAUAAAAAUAAAUUAUUUUAAAUGUAAAGGCAUAACAUUCCAAGCUGUUCGUAUUGACAAACUCAUUCUAUGUCGAAUUAAAAUGUAAAUUAAUACUCGCUAGACGUCUUCGUCUUGCUUUUAAAUUUUAAUUUGUAAAAAAGUAUGAAAUGGGUAAAUUAAAAUUACAAAAAAUCUAAAUUUAUGAUCCAUGUUUGGGCAAAACACGAAAAUAAAUGCGAAGGCUGUGCUAGGUUAAGAUAUUGUAUAACUUCUCAAAAAUGGUGACAAAAAAAUAGGGCUUGAAUUAAAAAAUUAAAUUGCAAGUUAUUUUUGUAGGUACUUCUAACUGUUUUACCUAUAAUUUUAUUUUUCCAACAUCUAUUGGACCUACUUAAUGUUACCUUUGUUAAAAAUUCUCUGUCACCAUUUUUGAAAAUGAGUUCACUGUGAGUACUUAUUGUAAAUCGAAUAGAGGUGAAACAAAAUAUAUUUUUGGAUAAAGCUUAAUAUUUUUAGAAUAUUUCACAUCUUAUUACUGCAUGUACCUAAUUUGUAAAAAACUAUAAAUAUUACAAUCAAUUUAAAAUAUUCGUUUUUUUUUUUUAUUCUUGGAAUGUAAAAUUAUUUCUAUGAAUUUCAAAAUAUAUUUUGUUUAACCACACACUUACUUAAGCCUUUGAUACGUUAC